CUGCUACGUCAACAACUUUCUCUCCUGAUUUCGUGGUUACGUGCAUGUUUUAGAUUGCCGCGGCAAUACUACCGCAUUAGACGAGGCCAAGCCAGCGGAGCCGGGGAAGUAACUCAGACCAUUCCGUUCACAAGCUAAGUCAUCGUGUCAAUUCUGCUGCUGGAGCGAGACACCACAAUUGGAGCUAUGCUGUAAGCUCAUUUUUAUUUCGUGGACAGCAUUCUGCCUUGUUUCUUGCCAUUAUUCUCUCAAGGAACCACUGCACCUGUGUUACACCAUGGCUCAGAUCAUAUCAAUCACAUCGCUUUUUGCUUUCAUAUUCAUAAACUAUCAGUUAUGGCGAUCAGUGGAUUCGCAAUUAUACGCUCAUCUCGGGGACUCAUUUUUGGACCAAGAAGUUACGUAUGACGAGCUCUACCAAAGCGGUAUGCAAUCCUACACAAACGAGGAUUGGGCGUCUACAAUAUUCUUUUUUGAGAGAGCUCUACAAGAAUUUGACUAUUUUCGAGCCAGUCUAACAGAGUGUAGACUAAAAUGUCAAAAUGUCUCACAUAUUUCGUCAUCAGGCAAAGACACGCUUUCGGAAUUAAAAGUAUUUGAAGCAGUUUUUAAAAAGGCAGAUUGUACUCGGAGGUGCAAGCUCAAGAAGUUAGGAGGCCGAAGUGAAAGAAUAGAUGAUGCAGUUACUGAUAAGUUUUUGAGUAUGACACCAUACAGCUACCUCCAGUUCGCGUAUUACAAAAGUGGUCUAUAUGAGCAGGCUGUUGCAGCAGCAUAUACUUACCUUCAAUGGCAUAAUGAUGACGAUGUUAUGCAGAACAAUCUGGAUUAUUAUAGGAACAUGCAUGGAAUAGAUGACAGCCAACUUUUCAACUUAGAAGAAAAAUGGCAUCAUAAAUACUUUUUAGAGGGUUAUGAAGCCCAUCACAACGAGAAGUGGCAUGAUGUAAUAAAAAGCAUGGAGCUAGCCCUUACUGAAUACUGGAAAGCGGAUACCCAAUGUAGAGCGCUUUGUGAAGGAAAAUAUGAUAAUCGGGAAUUCAUGGAUCUUUAUGAAGCAAUUGCAUAUCAUUAUGCAUCCACAUUAUACUGCAAGAGCCAAUGUGAAAGCUGGUUAUCUCGAAUCAACAGCAAGCUAGUGGAGGAUUAUCUUUCAAGUCACUUUCAUUUCUUACAGUUCGCAUAUUACAAUGUCGAUGAUGUCCAGAAUGCGGUCAAGAACGCUCUCUCAUUCCUGAUCCUCAAGCCUGAAGACGAGGUGAUGCACCAGAACAUUGCCUUCUACAAGGGCAUGAAAGACCCCGCCCUGGAGUUUACCCCCCGGACCGACGUGGAGAGGUACCAUCAGCUCGUCCAGAUGGAAAACAAGAUGCUACAGUACGCCAAGAAGAACUUCUGGGAGGAGGAUGCGGAAGAGUUCCUGAACCCUGAUAAGGACAUUGAUGUGGAGGAUGAGACCGGGCCGGAUUAUCUCGGAGCCGAGCCGAUCGAUCCAAACGAAGUCAACCUCAAGGAAGGUGAAGAAGCUCUCCUUAAGGAGGCGAUCGGUCACGAGAUGGAGAAGAACUCUGCCAAGUACUCUAGGGAUCUGAACCACAACGGAGGAGAAGCAUCUCCCGGGCAACCUCGUCACCAAGACAACGGGGAGGCGGAGUUUGCUCAGAGCGACGGCGGGGGCGGAGCCGGAGGAGGGGCGGGAGAGAUGAGGAGUAAGAUUUUAAACGGGAUGAAGAAGGUGAUGAAGAGCUUGAUGGGGUCGAGCGAGGAGGAGAGCGAGAAGCUUCUGCUUCAGCUGGCUAAGGAUCCCAAGUCAAGCGAAGCCAAAGAGACGAUCAAGGUCGCCAUUGAGAAGAUGAUGUCCAGCAGCGACGUGGACAAAGCGCUCCCUCGGGAGCAGCUGAAGAAGAUGAUGCAGGGUUUGACCCAAGGGACGUUGAUGGAUGACCCCCAAGGAAACGGGAAGAGGGAGAACUUUGACCCGGAGGCGGUAGGAAAGGACGGGAAGGAGAUGGUGUUUCCUAGUGACACGGAAGGGAGGAUGCUGGAUGACAAGGAUUACGACCCGAUGAAAGGUUUGGAUCAGAAGGAGUAUUUUGAUUGGGUGAACCCUCCAGGGUUCGAGGCAGGCGCUCCAGGGUCACUAGAAGCAGAUGAUCAGGAUGACGGUGAUGAUGAUGAUGAUGAGGAUGAUGCUGCUGAUCAGCCUGAUUACCAUGGCAACGAAGAUGAAGAUGAGGAAAUCAUUGGUGACAGAGAAUAUUACCCUUCCGAUGAAGAUGCUGAUGAAGAGGAAUUGUCUGAAAAUACAGCGAUGGAGGAGGCUGAAGAUGAAACCAACCCAGAUGACAGUAACCAUGACGAUAAAACAAAAGAUGAGUUUUGCUUGCCUGGGGAGGGGUGUGGGGAGACUUCCUCCGACCCAACAAAGUAUUCUGAGGAACAACAAACAGACCCUGACCAAUCCCAAACAGAACAAGCUCAGGAGGAGCAGAAAACUGAGGAUGAAAGUAACCAGGAUGAUGGGAAGAAUGCUCAAGAUGAGGAUGAAGAUGAUGGAACAGUCAUUCAAGAGGACAAGGAGGAAAACAAAGAGAAUGAGAUUGAAGAUGAUGAUAGAAAAGAAGAUGAAGGGAAGGGCAGAGGAGAACAUAAUAGAAAAGAAGAUGAAGAUAUGGAGAGAGAAGAAGAUGAUAAAAAAGAAAAUGAAAUGAAGAACUUAGGAUAUCUUGAGGGGAGAGAACAUGAAAGGGAAGAACACGAGGAGGAGGAGGAUGAGGAGGAAUGCGAUUGGAGUUGUGAGGAGGAUGAUGAUGGUGAAUGCAUUGAAGAAGAGGAGGAGGAGGAGGAGCCCUGGGUGUAUCAACCACGUGAGCUGACCCCAGCAGAGGAGAAGAUACAGGAAGCCCUGGAUACGGAGGUUACCAACGAAACCAAGACAUGGAUGGAGGAGAUGAUGAAAAUUGAUGACAACGCCUACUUCCUCCUGAAUGAUCUAACGGAUUUGGAAGUGGUAAUGACGGAUGACCAGUUGAACGGAUCCAAUCGUGUGUUAGCCGAUGGACUCGCUGCUGACCAAGAAUGUGGAACACUACUCCAACUUUUAGAUGGAGAAGCAAGGCAAGGCAAUGGAUACAAAGGAAAGACCAGCCCCCAUACCAAGUUUGAGAACUUUGAAGGACUCACCGUCAAAGACGCUGUUGAUGCUGCUAGUGCUGGCCGUAUAUCUCUGCUCUAUCCCACUGUCUACAUGCAUCUUGCGGAGAGGUCUCGUCAGUUCCUCCAGCGUCACUUCAAACUCAAGUCGCAUCUUUUCUUCUCUUAUACUCAUCUCGUUUGUCGGUCAGCUGGUCCAGGUAUCUUUAAAGCAUAUUCUUCCCUCAAACGUCGAGACCUCAGCCACCCCAUCCACGCUGACAACUGUCAGUUAGACCACAAAGGGGUGUGCCACAAGCGACUCCCAGCGUUCGUCUGGCGGGACUGGAGCGCAAUACUUUACCUCAAUCAGGACUUUGAAGGCGGAGAGUUCAUCUUCGCUCACUACAAUAAUACAGCACAGGCUCAGGUGAAUCCAAAGUGCGGACGCCUUGUCGGCUUCUCAGCCGGAGAGGAGAAUCUGCACGGUGUGCGAGGGGUGAUCCAUGGGCGUCGCUGUGCCCUCGCCAUGUGGUACACCCUCGACCCCCGAUUUAGAGAAAUUGAAUUCUUUGGAGCAGCCGACCACCUAAACCUGCUAUACGAAAAAGAAUAUAAACAGCAACAUGCGUAAAAUAGCUGAUUUACUAGACACACAUAGCUUAGCAAAAUGAAGGGAUGGGUCAACAUGCAUAAAUUACUGUCAAACCUGCUUUAGUCACCACCUGUCUACAAAGACCACAUUUUUUGUUUCCCUUGAAAAUGGUUUCUCAUUGAAACAUAUACUGAAGGAACCUG
Molecule: messenger RNA, 3930 nt
Organism: Strongylocentrotus purpuratus (purple sea urchin)
Lineage: Eukaryota; Metazoa; Echinodermata; Echinoidea; Camarodonta; Strongylocentrotidae
Product: prolyl 3-hydroxylase 1
Exons: 12
Coding region: 278-3766 (1162 amino acids)
Biological process (GO): collagen metabolic process
Molecular function (GO): iron ion binding; protein binding; oxidoreductase activity, acting on paired donors, with incorporation or reduction of molecular oxygen
Source: RefSeq, a predicted model, not a curated record